Molecule: messenger RNA, 326 nt
Organism: Galeopterus variegatus (Sunda flying lemur)
Lineage: Eukaryota; Metazoa; Chordata; Mammalia; Dermoptera; Cynocephalidae
Product: LYR motif-containing protein 4-like
Exons: 2
Coding region: 95-307 (70 amino acids)
Source: RefSeq, a predicted model, not a curated record
UGACCCCCGAGACAGGUGUCGGGCGAGAAGCGAGUCCUGAAGAGUGGUAGAGCGCGCGGCCCGCGGCGUGACGCGCAGCCCCUGCCAGUCCCCCAUGGCCCCUUGGAGCCGAGAGGCGGUGCUGAGUCUCUACCGGGCUCUGCUGCGCCAGGGCCGAGAGCUUCGCUACACUGAUCGAGACUUCUACCUUGCCUUCAUCCGCCGUGAAUUCCGGAAGAAUCAGAAGCUAGAGGAUCCUGAGGCCAGGGAAAGACAGCUGGAGAAGGGCCUGGUCUUCCUCCACAGCAAACUGGGGGGGAUUAUUUAAGACCCUCUCCUGUCCCCUC